Pogonomyrmex barbatus (red harvester ant) is the source of this 635-nucleotide messenger RNA. RefSeq lists its product as uncharacterized. NCBI's taxonomy places the organism in Eukaryota, Metazoa, Arthropoda, Insecta, Hymenoptera, Formicidae. The record is from RefSeq and is a predicted model, not a curated record.
AUGAACCUAACAUCUUUUAAUAUAUUCUUUCACUCUUAUGAAACACACAAUGUCAACAGACUGCAUUCUGGCUCGCAAGAACCUCAUCGUCCCGGGAGAUUGAGACCGAUUGACAACGGAUACGCUUACAAGCGGCUAUUGCAUCCGCAUUCGCUGUCGUUAGACGCGAUGCAUCUUCUCCCCUAUGUGGAUAGCGCGAGCUGGCUGUACUUGGACCCGAAUCCCAUUUAUCCCCUACGCCUACCGAGUCUGGAAUGCGACGCGUCGUUAAUAUCCGAGCAGCACCGUCACCACCAUCACCAUCAUCACUAUCAUCAUUAUCACCGCCACCACAGUCGGCAGAGGAAACAUCGUCGAGUAUUAAGCGAUCCCGGGGGGUGGGACGCUGGUAUUCGUAUGGAUGCGACGCGACACCGACGAGUACUUAGCAGCGCUGGCGCCGAUCUUAUGCGAGCGUCGAUAGACGAGGCCAAUGAAGAUGACCUAUCGCCCGAAGAAGAGACAAGAGCGUCGACCUUCAGAAAAGUGCCAUGGCACCCUAAUUUGCAUAUGCUCAAAAUUAGGAGAACGUAACGCAACUGUAUAAUUGCGAGAAAGAAGCAAACGCUUUUUAAAACUUUAUAAGAAACCAAAAA